AAUACAACUCGACCUUACGUGAUGACGUUUACGUUCCGUCACCAGGACGUACAUACGCUGCUGCUCCUGUGCUGUGCUAGCUAGCUGUGGCUACUUGUGCUGAUGCGGGUCUCCUGUUGUUGUGACCUGAGGUGCACUAACUAGAAAUACUUGUAAACUAACUUAGGAAAACUACAACAUUUUCCAAAGCGUCUGAGUGUCCUUGUCGGGCUGUCGCCAUGGCUCUGCAAGGCCCGGAGGAGCUGGGGGAGCAGGUCGAAGAGCCGGAGGAUCUGGACGACCAGGACGCUAGUAGCAUCUCCCCGGCCGAGGAGAUAACUCUGCCCCCCGGGCCCGGAGGCGACGAUGAGCCGGAGGAAGCUCUCCUACUACCCUGGGACCGCUUCUCCGCCUGGCUGCACUGUAUCUGUGUGGUCGGCUUUGACCUGGAGCUGGGACAAGCGGUGGAGGUUAUUUAUCCUCAUCAUUCCAAACUGUCAGAAAAAGAGAAAACAAGCAUCUGCUACCUCUCCUUUCCUGACUCCAACUCAGGUUGCCUUGGCGACACUCAGUUCUGCUUCCGCUUCCGUCAGGGUUCCAGCAGGAAGUCGUCGCUCGGCUGCUUCCUGGAAACCACCGACCGGGAUGCACCGCCCUGUCUGAAGAGGGAGCAGGGUCAUUACUACGGUUACGUGUACUUCCGUCAGGUGCGAGACAAAUCCCUGAAGAGAGGAUACUUCCAGAAGUCUCUGGUGCUGAUCAGUAAGCUGCCCUACGUGACCUUCUUCCACUCCCUGCUGAAGAUCAUGGCUCCAGAAUACUUUGAGAAACAGGAGCCCUGCCUGGAGGCCGCUUGUAAUGACAUAGACCGCUGGCCGACCCCACACCCUGGACGGAUCCUCACGCUGCCCAUUAUGGGCGUGGUCAUCAAGGUACGCAUACCAACCAGUUACGACAAACCAGGAACGUCACAGCUCGUCCAGUCUGCACAGAGUGACAGUCAGGUGUCCAUCGUGCUCCCGACCAUCCAUGAAGUCGACCUCUUCAGGUGUUUCUACCCGGUCUUCUUCCACAUCCAGAUGCUGUGGGAGUUGGUGUUGCUGGGAGAGGCACUCGUCGUCAUGGCGCCAUCACCGGCGGAGUCGUCGGAUACCGUGUUGGCAUUGGUCAGCUGUAUCUCUCCUCUGCGUUACUGCAGUGACUUCCGGCCGUACUUCACCAUCCAUGACAGCGAGUUUAAGGAGUACACCACCAGGACGCAGGCUCCGCCGUCGGUCAUUCUGGGAGUGACCAACCCCUUCUUUGCUAAAACCCUGCAGCACUGGCCGCACAUCAUCCGCAUCGGAGACAUGAAGCAAGCAGGAGAGAUGGCCAAGCAGAUGAAAGUCAAAAAACUGAAAAACCUCAAAACUCUGGACUCCAAGCCCGGUGUGUACACUGCCUAUAAGCCGUAUCUCAACAAAGAUGAAGAAAUCAUCAAACAGCUUCAGAAGGGUGUUCAACAGAAGAGACCCUCAGCGGCCCAAAAUGCAAUCCUUCGACGCUACUUCUUAGAACUAACACAGAGCUUCAUCAUUCCUCUGGAGCGCUACGUGGCCAGUCUGAUGCCUCUGCAGAAGUCCAUCAGUCCCUGGAAGAGUCCACCUCAACUCCGGCCGUUCAUCCAGCAGGACUUCAUGAAGACACUGGAGAAAGCUGGACCUCAACUCACAUCCAGACUGAAGGGAGACUGGAUAGGACUGUACAGGCAUUUCCUCAAGUCUCCCAACUUCGACGGCUGGUUCCGCAACAGGAGGAGAGAGAUGACCCAGAAACUGGAGGCCCUGCACCUUGAGGCGCUGUGUGAGGAGGAUCUGCUGCAGAGAGUCCAGAAGCACUCAGAGGUGGAGACUGUUGAUCUGGUUCUGAAGCUGAAAGAUAAACUGAGUCAGGCGGAGAGGGAGCAGCUCCCCGUACAACCGGGGACUUUGGCCAAACUGAGGGCCCACAUUGAAGCCGUGAUCCUGGCCUUACCAGAAGACCUGCAGGGUAUCCUCCACAAGCCCUCCUCACCCUGACACUGAAGCCUUUGCUCUGCAACUCUAACCCCAGUUUUGAGCUUGUUUUAAAGUUUGGGGGUAGGGGUUCUCCUCCCAGUUGGUGGAGACGCUCCUGUUUACUAGCACUGAAUCCCAGGGCGAGGACCUCUUCUGGUCUAACACGGAAAGCACACGGUGCAUUUUCUUCCCCUAAAUAUAUGUUAAAGGUCUGUUGUAUUUAGUUUUUUUUCCACCCAAACUCAACCUGUGGCAUCUCAGUGGGUUUCAGACCAAACGUGCCCCUCAGUGAUCAUGUGGUAUUCAAACGACCGGCCGGAACAGGCCAGAGCUGCCUCGCCUGCAGGAUUUUCAGGAGGUGAGAGCAUUUAAAAACUGCGAGGAGACAUUAUUAGGUCAGGAAAGGAGCGCGAUGCAUUUCAGCACGCAGCUGCAGAACUAAAGGUUCACAUGAGCCUGUGGUAGCCUGUGUGCAAGAGGGUUUGCCAUCUUAGUGAAUGAAAGAGCAGGAAGGUGAACCCAGCUGACCUUUGGCCCUCAGCAGUUUGACCUCCUGCCAUGUUUAAUUUUUAUGUUUUUAUUUUACGUUGGCAAUGGACUGCUGCAGCCGGGCAGCACUGACUUUGGAGUUUUUCAUCCAUUUUAUGUUGUUUUUUUUUUCUUUUUUUUUAAAGAAGUGCACUUCAUUGGUAACUGGACCAUUGUGCCCUUCACACACAGUCUCACACUUUUAUGCAAACAAACUGAACAAGAAGAGCCAAGUAGUGCUUUAUAAUGAAUUUUUACAAAAAUCUUACACACUCAAACAGCAUUAAGCAUUGAGCACCAGCGACCGUGUACUAACCAUCUGUGCAGUAAACAGCUGAUGUCUGGUGUGCUGUAGAGCAGUGUGCCCAUGCAGUGUCCCUGUCACAUGAUAUAUGUGUAGCCAACCGUAACAGUCUAAGCAAACCUUUCAAAAAAUCUUGUUGUGGGUUGUCGUUACAUUCAUAUUUUUAUGACGACUGAAUCUAAAACUUGCAUGUCACUUGUUUUUUGCUAGCUGAGUCGUGAAACUAUGGAGGCCUGUUUCUGCCAAAAAAGAAACAAGAAACUGAUGGACAUUUAGUGACAUCAGUAUUCAAAUACUCACGAUCCGUCAAAAUUAUAAGAUGCUAGGUUUCCAUUUUUGUCUUCUUAGAUUAGAAUUUGGAAUUUAUUCCUAUGAAUGUAAACAAACAGAUGAUUAAUUAAGCCUUAAAGUCUUUGAGAAGCUAAUGAACAGUUUCAGUCUUUUCCCAAGUCAUCAAAAUAGAUUCCAUAGUGCUCACUCUGAUAUAAUUAUGUGAAGCUUCCAUAGUUAAGCGACAGGUAAACUGCAAAUUCCAGCUGUCAUGAACAGUCUCACCACAGCACAAAACUCAGAAUGGAUACUGCUAGAGAAAAGCCCUGCUGUGAUACAGCUACAUACCAGACAGUGUUUUCUAAAUGGUUCUGGAAAAGUGAUAAAACAAACCAACACUACAGCUGACUUUGUUUUUACUGAUAUUUCACUGAUGGAGCUGCUUCCUGAUACGAGUUAAAAUGAUGCUGGUGCCUUCCCUACAGGAAUGAGAGCAGAACCAAAGACUUGAUGAGUUAGUCUCAGUCUGAAAUAAUGACGACUGGUCCCCAUGAGGCGCUUCUUAAACUGAAACUCGAGGCUUAACCUUCGUUCUUACACUAAACUGAAAUUACUCUGCUGACAAAAAAAGUCUGAUGACCUUCCUGCUCAGGUUCAUCUACGUUGUCAUCAGACAAAACGUCAUGACUGAAGUCUGUUUAGUUUCCUGAAGAACCUGUGAACUACGUGGAUGCAUUGUUAAAAAAUGAAAACAUCCACAAAGUCACAGAGUCCCGUAAAAUAAAAGAAACCCAUCAAACCUCCAAUGAAGGGAUAAUUAGCACUGCUAAGUCUAUGAAAGCAUCAUUUCCCUGCAUGCUCUAGCUCAUUGACAAUGGACUUUGUUUAAUUUGCAUUCAUCCAUGUAAAGUCAAAUCAUAAAAAUAAACAGUAAUUAAGCCUUGAGAAUAGAAUCAUUUGAUUUUUGUCAAUUAUUCAGAUUGUAAAAAAAAAAAAAAAAAUACCAUUGGCUCAAAAGGCCAAAACAUGCAAAA
Scatophagus argus is the source of this 4151-nucleotide messenger RNA. It is a transcript of the gene dennd6a, whose product is annotated as DENN/MADD domain containing 6Aa. The transcript has 19 exons. The coding region runs from base 219 to 2036 and encodes 605 amino acids. Gene Ontology annotation, molecular function: guanyl-nucleotide exchange factor activity. The record is from RefSeq and is a predicted model, not a curated record. Gene Ontology annotation, cellular component: recycling endosome. NCBI's taxonomy places the organism in Eukaryota, Metazoa, Chordata, Actinopteri, Scatophagidae.